AAUUACACAGGUGUUGCAGUCGGAUUAUGCAAACUCUCCUGCUGCAUGCAGUGACAGGCUUUAGGAAUCAGGUGAAUGACAGAGUUUUAUCUCUAACAGAUUAACUCUUAUCACGCUUUUACUCUUGGGACAUAAUUUAAUCAGAUGCUUCAGGAUUUCAAAGUGCUCAGAUUCACUUUUGAGUGCCAAAUUGCACAUUUGCCGCUAAAAAACAGUAUUAUGAGACGCUCAAGCACGGAUGAGACGCCGUACCGGCGCAGUCCGUCUCUGGACAGCAAACCCGACACACCGACCUUCACCUCUGGCUUCCAUCGCUUCAGUGGGGAGUUUGAGUACAAGCGGCCGCCGUUUGCGUUUGGUUUCACCACCACAAAGGGGCCUCAGACAACCAAGGGCCGUUGCACUCAGGGAAAGAAGUAUGUGGUGUUUUACCUGGACCUCUCCUUCAUAUUCCUCCUAGAACUGCGACGCUGCAGGAUGGCUGAAGGUUGUAUGAUGGCCCUGCGUUACGGGAUGGUCUUCUUCAAUCUCCUGUUCUGGUUGGGAGGAUGUGGCAUACUUGGGGUGGGGGUGUGGCUCUCAGUGACCCAGGGCAACUUUGCCACCUUGUCCGCAUCCCUUCCCUCAUUGUCGGCGGCCAACCUGCUGAUCGCGUUGGGAACCAUCAUCAUGGUGAUCGGCUGCCUGGGCUGUGUGGGGGCUGUCAAAGAAAGCCGCCCUCUUCUGCUUGCAUUUUUUAUCCUUCUUCUGCUCGUCUUCUUCCUGGAGAUCAUAUUUAUUAUGCUCUUCUUCAUCUACCAAGACAAGAUCGACCACUACGCCCAGAGAGAUUUGAAAAAGGGUCUGCAGCUUUUUGGUACAGAGGGCAACGUGGGUCUGACCAACGCCUGGAUGAUCGUUCAAACCGAUUUCCGCUGCUGCGGAGUGACCAACCACACGGACUGGUUUGAAGUCUACAAUGCUUCCCGGGUGCCUGACUCUUGCUGCCUGGAGUACAGCGACAACUGCGGACUGGACAACCCGGGAACAUGGUGGACAGCGCCGUGCUACGAGCGGGUGAAGGACUGGCUUAAUGAGAACCUGGUGGCCCUUUGGAUCUUUGCUCUAUGCACAGCACUUACUCAGAUUCUGGGCCUGGUAUUCUCCAUGACAAUGUUCUGUCAGGCAGUCAAAGUCGAAACCUACUACGCUUAACGUUCAACCCUGAUGUCCUUGAGCCCAUCUGCAAUGUCCGUGCCCCGAAGAGGGAUGGAUGCAGCUCUCCUCCUCCCCGACGCAUACUCUUUACUCGUUCUGACCUUUUCCCUCGGGUGACGUUUCUUCUGGGAUGUUCUCACUUCACAUCUGACCUGCUCACUUUCAAACAAGCGCGGUCUCAGUGUAAUACCUGUCCUCUGAUUUGCUACGUGUCAAAUAUUACUUUCUGUGAUGCAUUUUAGCAAGUACGUAGUAUAAUGAAGAUGUGUUAUGCAGUCAUGUUUUUGUUUUAAAUUAUUUUGUGUUUUUAUGUUUGCAAAAGGAGAGGCUCAAGAUAGGAAAGGGCACUUUUGAAGUGCUGCAAGUGCAUGUCCCCUGAGAUGGUGUGUAUUAAAUGUUUUGAUCUACUGAGCA
Messenger RNA from Syngnathoides biaculeatus (alligator pipefish), 1611 nucleotides. RefSeq names its product tetraspanin 4a (gene tspan4a). The transcript is spliced from 8 exons. Gene Ontology annotation, cellular component: membrane. Lineage: Eukaryota; Metazoa; Chordata; Actinopteri; Syngnathiformes; Syngnathidae. Bases 145 to 1194 code for a protein of 349 amino acids. The record is from RefSeq and is a predicted model, not a curated record.